Molecule: messenger RNA, 1815 nt
Organism: Ramularia collo-cygni
Lineage: Eukaryota; Fungi; Ascomycota; Dothideomycetes; Mycosphaerellales; Mycosphaerellaceae
Exons: 2
Coding region: 1-1815 (604 amino acids)
Source: RefSeq, a predicted model, not a curated record
AUGCGUCUACUGCAUACACACACCCUCCAAUUCAGUGAACAUGUGUCUCCGUACGAAGCGCCUGGCUAUAUCAUCGCAUCUCAUCGCUGGCUCGACGAUGAGGUCAGCUAUCAGGAGUUCGUCAAGAAUCGCACCAAUACAGAUCCCACGAAGCAGAGAAAGGCCGGCAUGGACAAGGUCCUACGAUUUUGCGAAUACAUCAAUCAGUGGAGAUCGCAGCCGCCAGGAACAAACAUUCCGCAUUACAUCUGGAUUGACACGAUUUGCAUUAACAAAGAUAGCUCCGCCGAGUUACAGGARGCCAUCACCUCCAUGUUUGAGUGGUAUGCGCAGGCGUGGUGCUGUCUGGUUUGGAUGCACGAUGUAAGCGUUGACGCGGCACCGCUUGAUGUGUUAAAAUCCUUCUGCGUCAGUGUUUGGUUUACUCGUGGUUGGACCUUGCAGGAACUCCUGGCGCCCAAGACUGUCAUCUUUCUGGAUGAACAAUGGCGGCAUCUGGGCCACAAGUCUUCUACUGUGGGAUUAAUGGAGCCGGACUCGCAAGCGCCCAUUCCUUUUGGGCGUCUGGGUUGGCCGCUUAAUAAAUGGAUCUCAAAGGCUACUGGGAUUGACAAACGUAUUCUUUGGGACUACCGCAAUGCUGGAAAUACGAGCAUUGAGGAACGCCAAUCAUGGAUGAACAAACGUCAAACAACAAGACGUGAGGACCGGGCAUACUGUAUGCUCGGCAUCUGUGAGAUCUUCAUGCCCCUCAACUAUGGCGAAGGAUCCAACGCAGAUAAAAGAUUGGAGAGGAAGAUCUUGAAGAAAGGUGCGCAGGCUCACCGACAGCCACUGUCACCGAUUGAAACGUCACAACAACUCCCAGCGACCGUCUUUCGUUGGCAGCCUCCGAAUGUUACAAAGAACAAUUCAGCUCCACAAAUUGCUUCUGAAAUCACCAUGAGCUUAGAAGGACCACAAGUUCUCAUGCUCCUCGACUUCUGGCUUUCACAGCCUGGGCAAACCGAAUUCCAGGCAAGCAACUGGGCGAAAAAUUUGCAACAAUUCGAAGACCUCAAAAAGUACAUCCAACAAGACAGGAUGCGACGAUUCGAGCUGAAAAUACCGCGUUCUGGCGAGAUAGCUGGAUCCUACAUCACGAAACGCGAGCCCAACGGAGCAAUGCUUCCAAUCCCUGGCACCGCGGAGUGGGAAAAGAUGAUCUUCCAAGCCCUCGCCAACUUCUUCCAGGGAUCUGACGAGAGCACUAUUGGAGAACCUGGUCAAGAACGCCGCAUUGCAGCAGAGCAACUCGUUCCUACUCCCGAUCAACUAGAACUUCUCAAACACGUGGUCGCAGGAGAUCCCGCGAAAAGAUACUCCCUUCGCGUAGAGAACCCACUCGAGGGGGAGGGCGAAUUGAGCAAACUUUUCAUCUACCUACGUUGCAGCGAACCAGAUCCGACACGCCUGAAGCUGAUUUCUGACUUACUCUUUAGUGUAAUCGAGAGCGUUGAUCGCAUGGGAUCGGUCGACAUGGCGAGCAUAUUGAACCAGCGCGACUUCCAACGGAACAAUAUCACAUUCGCGGAACUCAUCCAUUGUUUGCGAAAUAGUUCGGUAUAUCUAUACAACGUCCGCCCUCGCUUACCACAACAUGGCGACGAUUCUCCUGGACAGUUUCAUAUAGGGUUUCAAACCAGACGCUCUUACGAUUUGGAUGAUACUCCUCGACUCCACGACGAUGGUGUCAAGACUGCUAAAUCGGAUCCUUCGACGUGGGAAUUCUGGGGUGGAGAACAGAAGUCCAAAAGCAGCAAGAAUAAAAAGUAG